Messenger RNA from Poecilia latipinna (sailfin molly), 1245 nucleotides. RefSeq lists its product as uncharacterized. The transcript is spliced from 2 exons. Bases 33 to 917 code for a protein of 294 amino acids. The record is from RefSeq and is a predicted model, not a curated record. Lineage: Eukaryota; Metazoa; Chordata; Actinopteri; Cyprinodontiformes; Poeciliidae.
AACCAGGACCAGAACCAGAACCGUCCUGCAGGAUGCUGAAGCAAAUGGAGCAACCGUCCAACUCUUCGUCCAACUCCUUCACCCAUCCUCUGUUUCUGUACUGCUUUGCCCCUGAGAUAAUAUCAGUAAUAAUCAGCCUCCUGGUUGUUUACGUGCUCCUGUUGCCUCUCUUCCUCUACGUCGUUGCCACCGGUUACCAGCGAUGGAGGAAAGACGGUUUCAUGGCUCCUUUCACCACGUGGAGCCACAUCGACAUCCUCACCUACAACGUGGUUUUCCUCGACCUGUUUAAUAUGUUGGGAAACUUGUUUUACCUCUUUGGCACCAUCACUGAAAAUGGAGGUGUCCAGAAGGCAGGAAGUGGCAUGUUUGGGAUUUUCUUCUCAGGUCAGACUCUGUUCCACCUGCUCACCUGUAUGGAGCGCUACCUGGCCGUGGUCCAUCCCGUCUUCUACCUGCGUCUUAAAGGCUCAGCAGGCGUCAGGGUCAGAAACAUCACGGUUGGAUGUGUUUGGCUGGUUUCCAUUCUGAUAAUGGUUCUGAUUGUAAAGACAAUGAUUCCCUUUGCCCUCAUCAAUGUUUUGCUUCUGUCCUUCACGUCUGUAGCUUUUGUUUUCUGCAGCCUCUCGGUUCUCUGCGCUCUGAUUGGACCAGGGCCUGGCGGGACCAGAGACCGGGUCGACCAAUCAAAGAAGCGAGCUCUGAACACCUUCAUGAUCAUCACAGGAACUCUGCUCCUCAGGUUCAUGGCCAACAUGAUUACCACCAUUAUACAAAAUGUAGCACCGGAUUCUGAAUAUGUUUACUGUUUAACUGGAUGGAGCUCAGUCUGGUUCUUGGUGCCCAGCAGUCUGGUCUUACCGCUGCUCUUCCUGCAGAGGGCAGGAAAACUGGACGUCUGUGGGGCAAAAGUCUAGUAAUUGUAGUUUAACAACAUUGGCUCAAACUUUAUGUCAGUUGUUUUCAAUCAAAUGUUAAAUUUUUACCUACUUGACUUUGAUCCCUUUCUGUUGAGAUCAACUAAUUUCUGACGUUUACUGGUUUAUUGUAACUAAGUUAGACCCAUUAUAACCACUUUUAACUUUAUCAAUGCAGCAUUAAUCAAUAAAGGUGAUAUAAUUUAAAAGGAUAAUAAUAGAAGGGCUUAAUAAAAUGUUGUAUAGAUUACAGAUUGUGCAUUCAUAGAUUAAAGAUGCUUUGUGAACUGACGACAUAUUGUUCUACAUUUUUAAUGGUAAAAUUGUG